AAGCCAAGACUUAAUCUAUCCUAAUUUUAUUCACAAUAAAUUCUCAUUAUUCCGAAAACACCCCCCCGUUUACAUUUCACACCUCUUUCUAAGGGGAGAAAACAGCUAACCGUCGGAACACACCGAAUCCUCCUCCGAAGCUCCCUCCACCAUAGUAUGAUUCAUGCUAUGUUUUUCACUCUUCUCAUCGUCGUCGCCUGCUGACCGCCGACAGCCUCCUCCCUCCCGCCGCCGUGUCCCCGGUGUAGCAUGAUCUGAUGAGACGUACUUGUGCAACAAGAAUCGGAAGCGUAAGGUGUCUGUACGUGGCAUUCUCAUCACUCUUGUGGUAAUGCUUGGGGCAAUGGAUGACAAUGGGGGAACCAAAAUCACAGGCAUCAAACAAAUCAUUAAGUUGAAGGAAUUCAUUCAGAGAUGGCAACAUGCCACACUUGGUCCGAGGAGUAGCAAUAGCCCUCGAUCUGAUGAAGUCUGUGGAGGCAUUUCACCCGAAAUUAGUUGGAGGCUGAGAAAUUCAAGUGUACGCUGUGACUCAGAUGAGGAUAGUUGCCAGAGCCUAGAGAUGCCAAGUGAUGUCCCUAGAGGUUACCUUGCUGUAUAUGUGGGGCCGGAGCUUCGGAGGUUUAUCAUCCCAACCAGCUAUCUUAGUGAUCCACUGUUCAAGGUGCUGCUAGAGAAGGUUGAGGAGGAGUUUGGAUUCGAUCACAGUGGUGGGCUCACAAUUCCGUGUGACAUCGAGACCUUUAAAUAUCUACUACAGUGCAUGGAAAAUCACAGGAAAGGGCAAGCUGAUCAAGGCAAUGCAGGUUAAACUGUUUUCUGUUCAGUUUUCUUGCUAUCUUUGCUUACCUGGAGUUUUCUUUUGGCACAGCUUAUAUUCAUCAACUAUUAAAUGCUCAUUUGAUCAUUCUAACUAAUGUCAUGGCGAUUUCAACCUGAUCUUUGUAAGUGAAUGAAAGCUACUGAAACUAUUCAGAAUGUCCCCUGCGGGGCUUAAGCAGCAUGUUUUAGUGUGUUUAUUUUGAGGUCUAGAGGUGUAUGCAUUUACUCUUGUUCGACGACAUUUGGCUGCAAUGAGUGAACCUGAUGUUUAUGAUCCACAAUCAACACUGGGAGGAUCAUAUGGUGGUUACAAUAUGAUAUUUCUUCUUCUUGUAAGCUACCGUAUCUUGUUUUUGUCGCUGGACGUGGAAAUCUAGCGAUUUUGCAGCUCAAGACUCAUCAGCAGUAGAGGAGUUAUGAAAUUAGGACGUGUCUUUGUAAGGGAUGUAACAUUUUUCUUUACGUUCAUUUCCAUUCUUGAAGACAUGUAUAGAUAGUUUAUUUUCUUUUUAGCCAUCACAAGAUGAGGUUUUAUUUCUUAAAUGAACAUUCUUUUUCUCGGUUUUCCUUAGAAACAUCUCAUCUACAUAAUGAUACAAAAAUUACUUUUAAUGAUUA
Molecule: messenger RNA, 1440 nt
Organism: Sesamum indicum (sesame)
Lineage: Eukaryota; Viridiplantae; Streptophyta; Magnoliopsida; Lamiales; Pedaliaceae
Product: protein SMALL AUXIN UP-REGULATED RNA 12
Biological process (GO): response to auxin
Source: RefSeq, a predicted model, not a curated record